Molecule: messenger RNA, 2007 nt
Organism: Fukomys damarensis (Damara mole-rat)
Lineage: Eukaryota; Metazoa; Chordata; Mammalia; Rodentia; Bathyergidae
Gene: Lrrtm1
Product: leucine rich repeat transmembrane neuronal 1
Exons: 2
Coding region: 143-1711 (522 amino acids)
Molecular function (GO): protein binding
Source: RefSeq, a predicted model, not a curated record
GAGGGGUCUUCUCUCGCCCUGCAUAUAAUUAGCCUGCACACAAAGGGAGCAGCUGAAUGGAGGUUGUCACUCUCUGGAAAAGGAUUUCUGACCGAGCGCUUCCAAUGGACGUUCUCCAGUCUCUCUGGAAAGAUUCUCGCUAAUGGAUUUCCUGCUGCUCGGUCUCUGUCUAUACUGGCUGCUGAGAAGGCCCUCGGGGGUGGUCUUGUGUCUGCUGGGGGCCUGCUUUCAGAUGCUGCCCGCCGCCCCCAGCGGGUGCCCGCAGCUGUGCCGGUGUGAGGGGCGGCUGCUGUACUGCGAGGCGCUCAACUUCACCGAGGCGCCCCACAACCUGUCCGGCCUGCUGGGCUUGUCCCUGCGCUACAACAGCCUCUCGGAGCUGCGCGCCGGCCAGUUCACGGGGUUAAUGCAGCUCACGUGGCUCUAUCUGGAUCACAAUCACAUCUGCUCGGUGCAGGGGGACGCCUUUCAGAAACUGCGCCGAGUUAAGGAACUCACGCUGAGUUCCAACCAGAUCACCCAACUGGCUAACACCACCUUCCGGCCCAUGCCCAACCUGCGCAGCGUGGACCUUUCCUACAACAAGCUGCAGGCGCUCGCGCCCGACCUCUUCCACGGGCUGCGGAAGCUCACCACGCUGCACAUGCGGGCCAACGCCAUCCAGUUCGUACCCGUGCGCAUCUUCCAGGACUGCCGCAGCCUCAAGUUUCUCGACAUAGGAUACAAUCAGCUCAAGAGUCUGGCGCGCAACUCUUUCGCCGGCUUAUUCAAGCUCACCGAGCUGCACCUGGAGCACAACGACUUGGUCAAGGUGAACUUCGCCCACUUCCCGCGCCUCAUCUCCCUGCACUCGCUCUGCCUGCGGAGGAACAAGGUGGCCAUUGUGGUCAGCUCCCUGGACUGGGUUUGGAACCUGGAGAAAAUGGACCUGUCGGGCAAUGAGAUCGAGUACAUGGAGCCCCAUGUGUUUGAGACCGUGCCGCACCUGCAGUCCCUGCAGCUGGACUCCAACCGCCUCACCUACAUAGAGCCGCGCGUCCUCAACUCCUGGAAGUCGCUUACGAGCAUUACCCUGGCCGGGAACCUGUGGGACUGUGGGCGCAACGUGUGUGCCCUGGCGACUUGGCUCAGCAACUUCCCGGGGCGCUACGACGGCAGCUUGCAGUGCGCCAGCCCCGAGUACGCACAGGGCGAGGACGUCCUAGACGCCGUGUACGCCUUCCACCUGUGCGAGGAUGGGGCCGAGCCCACCAGCGGCCACCUCCUCUCGGCCGUCACCAAUCGCAGCGACCUGGGACCCCCUGACAGCUCUGCCACCACGCUCGCGGACGGCGGGGAGGGGCAGUACGACGGCACACCCGAUCCCGCCACGGUGGCUCUCCCCGGCGGCGAGCACGCAGAGAACGCCGUGCAGAUCCACAAAGUGGUCACCGGCACCAUGGCCCUCAUCUUCUCCUUCCUCAUUGUGGUCCUGGUGCUCUACGUGUCCUGGAAGUGUUUCCCAGCCAGUCUCAGGCAGCUCAGACAGUGCUUUGUCACGCAGCGCAGGAAGCAAAAGCAGAAACAGACCAUGCAUCAGAUGGCUGCCAUGUCUGCCCAGGAAUACUAUGUUGAUUACAAACCGAACCACAUUGAGGGAGCCCUGGUGAUCAUCAAUGAGUAUGGCUCGUGCACCUGCCACCAGCAGCCCGCGAGGGAAUGCGAGGUGUGAUUGUCCCAGUGGCUCUCAACCCAUGCGCUACCAAAUACGCCUGGGCAGCCGCGCAGGCCGGCGGGCACCGGGCCGGGGUCUCCUUGUCUGUGCUGAUAUGCUCCUUGACUGAAACUGUACGGGGCUCUCUCCCAGAGACUGGACAUUUUAGCUUUAUUGUGUCUUAAAAACAAAAACGAAAUAAAACACAACAACACCCCACCCCACAACCUUCAGGACAGUCUCUUAGAUUUCAUAUGAGAAAUCCUUCCUCCCUUUGAAGAUCUGCCCAUAUUCAGGAAUCUGAGAGUGUAAAA